Quercus robur (English oak) is the source of this 2063-nucleotide messenger RNA. RefSeq names its product WEB family protein At2g38370. NCBI's taxonomy places the organism in Eukaryota, Viridiplantae, Streptophyta, Magnoliopsida, Fagales, Fagaceae. The record is from RefSeq and is a predicted model, not a curated record. The coding region runs from base 168 to 1868 and encodes 566 amino acids. The transcript is spliced from 2 exons.
CUCACUCUCACUCACUCUCUUUUAUAGUACCAAGAAUACCACCAACCAAACAUCAUUGUUCUUUAACCCACAAAACACGGCCUACAAGCAUUCCUUUCUUUCAUGAUUCGUUGAACUCUGUUGGGCUCCAAACUCUUUUGUCAUUUUGUUUGUCUGAAAAUACUCCCAUGGCUGAAAAUCAAAACCUAGGUAAUGGUUCAAGUGCAGUGCCUGACCCGGUUGAAACGGGUUCGGAUAUGAAAAUGGACACAAAGGAAGGUGGUUUUAGAGCUGAGGUUGAUACUUCGGCUCCGUUUGAGUCGGUGAAGGAAGCAGUGAGUCGAUUUGGUGGACUCGGUUUCUGGAAACCCCACAGCUACAAGCUCACUGAAACUGAGAAUGACAUGGAAGAGGUUGAUAUGGCAAAACUAGAGGAGCAGGCAGCACAGGUGGAGAAAGAUCUGAUUGUGAAAGAGAGGGAGACACUGGAUGUCUUGAAAGAACUGGAAUCAACCAAAAUGAUCGUUGAAGAAUUGAAAUUAAAGUUACAAAAAGAAGCAUCUGAAUUUAGUGUGACACUUGAUACAAAUAUUGAUGAUAAGAACAUGAUUCCUUUAGUAAAGAAGGGAAACCACGAGAAUCAGAAUUCAGUGGAAGGUUUGAGCUUGUGCCCUUCUUCAGCUCCGGGUUUAAUAUUAAUGGAACUGAAAAAAGCUAAGUUAAACCUUGGUAGGACUACUACUGAUCUUGCUGACAUUCGAGUUUCUGUUGAAUUAUAUAACAAGAAAUUAGAGAAGGAAAGAAUCUCACUUGAGAAAACUCGUGAGAGUUUAACUCAAAAUUCUUCAAAGAUAUCAUCUCUUGAGGAGGAGCUAAACCAAACAAGACUAAAGCUACAGUUGGCAAAAGAUUCUGAAAUUAAAGUUGGUUCUGAUGAUGCCUUAGAUAUCUCAAAGGAGCUCCAAAGAUUAAGUUCUGAGGCAGAGCAAUUCAAAAAGGUGGGAGAAGCUGCAAAAUCAGAAGUUUUGAGAGCAAUCUCUGAGAUUGAACAGACAAAAACGAAGAUUAAAACAGCCGAAAUAAGGUUGGUUGCUGCCAGAAAAAUGAAGGAAGCAGCUAGAGCGGCAGAAGCUGUUGCUCUUGCAGAGAUCAAGGCUCUAUCAAACCAUGCAAUCUCAUCAAGAGACAACUUGCAAAAGGCUGAUGGAGUAACUCUUUCAUUUGAAGAGUACUCUUCUCUAACCGCCAAAGCCCAAGAGGCUGAGGAACUUUCUAAGAAGAGAGUAAUAGAGGCUAUGCUUCAAGUUGAUGAAGCAAAUGUAUCAAAAAUGGACAUUUUAAAAAGGGUUGAGGAAGCUACUGAGGAAGUCAAAACCAGUAAGAAGGCACUGGAAGAAGCUCUCCACAGAGUGGAAGCUGCAAAUAAGGGAAAGCUAGCAGUUGAAGAGGCUCUUCGCAACUGGAGAUCUGAGCAUGGUCAGAAAAGGCGUUCUGUCCAAAACUCUACCAAGUUUAAAAACCCUUACCCACCUCACCAUCGAAGAGAUUCCCGUCUACUAGAUGUAAAUGGACUUAAUCUGGUUAGUGAUGGAAUAACGCCUGUUUUGAAGCCAACCUUAUCAAUAGGACAGAUACUGAGCCAGAAGCUACUUAUGCCAGAGGAGUUUGAAUCGGGAAUGCUGGCAGAGAGAAGAUCUGGGAAGCGAAAGGUGUCACUGGGUCAGAUGCUUAGUAAACAAUAUAGUGAUCCACCCUCUUGGAAGACUGAGAGGGAAAGUGGUCACAAGCAAUUCUCUGCAAAGAGAAAGAAGUUUGGAUUUGCUAAGUUCUCACUACUUAUGACUAAGCAAAGUAAGAAAAAGAAGAAACCAACUCCAAACUUGAAGUAACACAGUGAGGCAGUGAAGAUCACAGUCCAGCACUGACUUCUAUUUCUUUGUUCCUAGCCUUCCUUUUCCCUCUGGUGAAGUUCUUGGUUAUGUUUGUAUGCCUUUUAGUACCUUGAUAUUCAUUCUACUUAUGGUGGUUGUAAAGCUUCUUGUCAUUUAUAUAUAAUGCUUAACCCUCUUUAUGGCUUGUCCUAA